Oncorhynchus gorbuscha (pink salmon) is the source of this 6834-nucleotide messenger RNA. RefSeq names its product anillin-like. The record is from RefSeq and is a predicted model, not a curated record. The transcript has 24 exons. NCBI's taxonomy places the organism in Eukaryota, Metazoa, Chordata, Actinopteri, Salmoniformes, Salmonidae. Gene Ontology annotation, biological process: mitotic cytokinesis; actomyosin contractile ring assembly; septin ring organization. The coding region runs from base 155 to 4021 and encodes 1288 amino acids. Gene Ontology annotation, cellular component: actomyosin contractile ring.
GUUUCUUAAGAAAAAAAAAACAGGAACGGAGGCGACUGGUUUGGAGAAACAUCAGCUCAUAAACGUUCCGCGUUUGUGGAAUUAGGAUAGAUAAACGAGCAUUAUUUAAUAUAGCUAAGUCAGUAGAUCUGAACAAAGAUAAACUAUUAUCGGAAUGGAUCCGUUUACCGAGAAACUCCUGGAGAGGACCCGCGCUCGCAGGGAGAACCUGCAGAAGAAAAUGGCAGAGAGGUCCACUGCUUCCAACAGACAGAUGGCCAAGAGAGCUAGGGAGCCUCUGGCUGAGACCUGCAACAGCCUGGUCACAGAGCCUGUCGUUGAGAAAGGCCCUCAACAUUCCACCAAGCACUCUCCCUCCAAGCGGAGUCGUUCAGGUGAACUUGACAAGCCCACCAUUAUUGGUGAGGAGAACAGGGAGCCUGCAAUGCCUCCUCUCACCUUGACCCCUACUCUGUCAGAUCCCCAGACUGACCGGAAGCACCCAACGGUCCCAGCCAGCAUUCUCUCUGCCUCUUCUCUAGAGAGGGUGGAUGUCUGCCUUGCUCUUCCCGUUCCUGAACCAGAACCCAUGGUGGCAACACGGCUUGUCCCAGAGCAGGUCAGGGCCACGGAGGUAGAGCGCCCUGCCCCAAAACCAGAGAAGGGGGCUGUGAGUGCUGCUCCACAGAGGACCAGGGAUGUGGAGGUGGUGCCUACUAGCACAGUUCUUCAGAGGAACAGAGAAGAGCAGAGGGAGGCUCCCACCUCCACCCCUGCUGCCAUGAAGUCUCGCCUGGCCAGACUAGCUGAACAGAGGCAUUACUGGGACUCUGAAGGUACGUCUGAGGUUCCAGACAUCCCAGCAGCUCUGUCCCCAGUGAAGAACCAGACCCAGCCGAGGCAGGCCGUAGCCCCAGUCCCCACACCCGUCCAUGCUGUUGCGUCCUCAGAGGCCCCUGUAGGCAGGAAGGGUCGGCUGGCCAACCUCGCAGCCACCAUUGGGUCCUGGGAGGAUGACCUCAGCCACACGGCCCCUCGCAGCAGCAGAGACAAUGCACAAGAGAAGCCUGGUAGUGUCAGUAACGCCACCCCUGCAUGGAGGAGAGAGGCUUGUGCUGGAGCCAAACCCACCUCUGCUGCUGCAGACUGUCCACAAAUGACUCAGUCAUCAAACAGAAAGCCUGCUCUGGAUUCCAACCAGCAGCCUGUCCACUCCCCAGUCAAGUCCACCAGAGCAUUUCCCCCCAGCCCUCAGAAGACUGAAGUACCUGAAGCCAGACCAGCUCUACAGACAGGCAGAGGUCUCCCCUCUCCUGUAUCCAGUCCCCAGAGGAGUUACCAGGGGAGAGCCUCAGCCUUCACCCCCAGCCCCGAGAAAGGUGCUCUCUCCUCAGCCUCACCUGUGCCUCAGAGCCCCUUGAAGAACCAGGCCCUGUCCCGAGCCAUGGAGGUCAACUGUAGCCCCGAGAAGCCAGAGCUCCCCACACAGCCCUCUACUAUCGGGCCCACUGGACCCUCUGUCCUGCAGACCAGGGAGAGGUUCACAAAGGAGACCACCCCGGCCACUCCCCUGCAGCAGAGAGGCACAGCUGGAGCAACUGGACCAUCUGUCCUGCAGACCAGGGAGAGGUUCACAAAGGAGACCACCCCGGCCACUCCCCUGCAGCAGAGAGGCACAGCUGGAGCAACUGGACCAUCUGUCCUGCAGACCAGGGAGAGGUUCACAAAGGAGACCACCCCGGCCACUCCCCUGCAGCAGAGAGGCACCGCUGGAGCAACUGGAACUCCAGCAGAUGUCAAGUCGUUCAUGGAGCGUUUUGGGGAGAGGUGCCAGGAGCGUUCUGGCCUGAGUUCCCCUGCUACCUGCCAUGGAGCAGCCACUCGUAACCCAAACAUAGUGAACCCGUCUGGGACAGGCCUGGCUAGUCGUACCCCUGUAGUGAGCCAGUCUGUGACCCCCAACACCAGGCUGGUACAGGAGAGGCUGAGAGGUGCCCAGGCUGCCAACACUGCCACCACUGCCCUUGCACAGAAACAGAAACUGGAGCGUGAGUCAGAACUGGCUCAGAUUCGUAACCGUUUCCAGAAAGGGAACAACAUUUGGAAGAACAAGGAGGAGGUGGCAGACACCAAGAAACUCACACAGGCCAAGGAUCUGAUUGAGCAUCCUGAGGAGAGAGGGCCUGUUGUCUCACAGCCUGAUGAACCAACCGCUUCCUCUCUGGAUAGCCUGAAUGCUGCACCCAAGAAACCUUCUGAGGAAGAAACACAGGAGGAGGAAUCGGAUGAAGAAGAGAGUCAUGAGAUGGAGAUGAAAGUGGACCAGUCCAACAACUCUGAGAUCAACAACUUUGAUGGGUUCCAUGACCAGAUUGAGGAGCUGAGUGGUGAGGAGGGUGAAGGAGAAGAGGAAGAUAAACUGAACAUCUCCUCGAUGUCCAUCCUGGCUCCCUUCUCUGAGUCGGUGGCUGCUGUGAUCAAGAGCCCAGUAAGGAAGAUGAUGACGUCGACCCCAGCCAGUUCAUUCAACGCUAAGAGCCAGACUCCUGACAUUGUUUCCAGACCCAGUAAGUUCCAAAGGGCUCGCUUGCUCCGGGAUGGGUCAUCAGACAGCCUAGAGACAGACGAACAUGAGGACCACAACCUGCCCUACAGUAUUGAUGCGUACAGGUCGACCAGGAUCAAGGAGAGUACUGAGAGGCCCUGUGUGAAGCAGGUCAUCGUGAAGGAGGAUGUGUCUCAGAGAGCAGCAGAGGAGCCCAGGAGCCAAGGACACACCAGCAUCAAACAGAAGAUGAAGGUUCUGACCUAUGAGAUGAACCUGCAGCAGACUGUGAUCAGCCAGGCCAGCCAAGCCUUGAACUGCUGUACUGAUGAGGAGCAUGGGAAAGGCUCGCAUGUGGAGGCAGAGGCUGAGCGGCUGCUGCUCAUAGCCACGGAGAAGCGGGGGGCACUGAAGGCUGAGUUGGACCGUCUGAAGGGAGAGGGUCCUAGCGGUCAUAGGAGGGUGCAGGGUGGGGACAUGGGGGUAUCCGCCUCCAAGGGAUCCAUCUCUCUCAUGGAGCUACGAUUGCCCCUCAAGGCUGACUUUGUCUGCUCCGCUGCUAGCAAGCCAGAGUGGUCCAGCCAUUACUUCUUCAUCAUGAUCCGUGCUGGAGCUGAGAAUACAGUUGCUACUCCCCUAGCCAGCACAAGUAGCGCUAUCAGUGGAGACGCAAUCACCUUCUCUACCAAGUUCACCAUGUCUGACGUCUCUAACGACUUUACAAUUGAUAUUGAGGUUUACUGUCUGGUGCAGAAGCGUGAGUUGAACCCUGACAAGAGGAAGAAGCCCAGCAAGUCAAAGGCCAUCACUCCCAAGAGGUUCCUCUCUAAGAGCAGUUUGACUCCAGUGGUGGCCAGUCCUGGGGGCCCUAAUACUGUCCGCACCAGUAACUUUGUCCUGGUCGGGUCUCACAAGCUGACUCUUGCCUCAAUUGGGAAAAACAAGUUCCUAUUGGAGAAGAUCAAAUAUGAAGGCAUUGAGAGAGAGCUUCUUAGAGACAUGUUUCACAGCAAGGUGCCUUUCCUGUGCCCCAUGGAGGGCCAUAUCUACCUGAAGAUGCAGUGUGAGGUGGGCUCCCUAGUGGAGGAGAGAGGCUUCCUGACUAUGUUUGAGGAUGUGAGUGGAUUCGGAGCAUGGCACAGGAGAUGGUGUGUCCUGUCAGGAUACUGUAUCUCCUACUGGACCUACCCUGAUGAUGAGAAACGCAAGAACCCAAUGGGUCGCAUCAACUUGGCCAACUGCAUCAGUCGUAAGGUGGAGCCAGCCAACCGAGAGUUCUGUGCCAGGCCCAACACCUUCGAGCUGAUCACUGUCCGGCCUCAGAGAGAGGGCGACAGAGAGACGCUCGUCAGCCAGUGUAAAAACACCAUGUGUGUCACCAAGAACUGGCUGUGUGCUGACACAAAGGACGAGAGGAACCUGUGGAUGCAGAAGCUCAACCAGAUCCUGGUGGACCUGCGCAUGUGGCAGCCAGACUCCUGCCACAGGCCUGUGUGAGAGCACAGCUCCCCCGCCUGGACUAGAGGGCUAACAACACCCUGCAUGGUUAUGGGUCUCGCAUAUGGACUGUCACGAUCAGUGACACUUACGAUGACUAAGUGCAAUACAGUAUUCAAGUUAUUAAAUGGGAUUUACAUGUGUAUUAUAUUUUUAGAUGCUUUUAGUGGACAGUCAAGACAGUUUAAGUCAGGGAUGGGCAACUGGGGGGCCCCUUUUGUAGCCCCCCAUUCUCCAACUCAUUCUGGGUCUCAUCCAGGGUUUUCGUUAGGAAACUGUGUCGCUGGACGUUUGAACAGCCACAUUUUAAUUUACAAGACAUUUUGAGAAAUCUGCCGGGUCCAUAUGUAUUGGGUGCGUAAUCUGAUUAUGGUGUCCACCCACAGUGCUCAGAAUGACAAAUCACAUUUUGUUUAUGGUAAUUCAUAUUAACAGAACAUUCAAGUCAGAUACGAUGUGCGGUCCUGAUUCUGAUGGCCACUUUGAAGAUGUUAGAAUAAGUGUCUACGUUUAUCUUUCCUCGGCCAACAACAUGAGCAACGGACAGCAAAACCACUAGCUAUGUCAAUCUGCUAUCCUUCAUAGUAGAAAAGUUUACAUAUUUUAUUGGUCAGCUUGUUGAGAAAUAGCCUAUUCCAAAUAGACUCUGAGACCAUUAUGGGAAGAUGGCGCCCAAAUUCAUACAAUCAGUAGGUCUAGGCUACAUUUAAAAAAUUACCUUAAAGCAAUGAAUCUGAAACAACCAAUCCAAACGUUUAGCUUAAUGUUGAUAAACUAUGAUCCCAUGGCGCUUGCAAUGCCAGGGUUUUGGGUUCGAUUCCCACAGGGGACCAGUGCGAAAAUAUAUGCACUCACUACUGUAAGUCCUACUAAAUUUGUCUGCUAAAUGACAAAUGUAUUGACAUUAUAAGCUAUGUGCACAUGUUUGUUCCAUAGUACAGUUAGUGGGAAAACACCAAAAGGGCACUGCACCUGCAAGCAGUUUCAUGUGAUAGAUGAAAAUAUCCGUUAGACAUUUAAAAAGAGAUCUAAUAGGCUAGGUUCAGGUUUCAAACAAUUAAGUAUAUGUUUUCAAAAUGCAUAGCCUACUGCCUCCAAAGUGGUGUGACGCGCUGAUGAAGCCUGCCUUCUGUUGCCGUUUGAGAUGCUGCAGCAGCUGUCACUGUCUGACAUUUUCCACUGUCUGCAUGCUUUAGGUGUGUGAUAAAUAAGAUGCAUGAAGAAUGUACUGUAGCCUACGCAUGCGCCAAUUUAAUUCCACUAAAUGAGGCAAAUUAACCUAUAGACCUAUAAGCAUAAAACAAAUGUAUUUCCAUCAAUGAAUAGACCCCCCCCCCAAGAAAAUCACAUUGGGAUGCCCCCCCCCGACAAUUUGCAGGUGCAACUUUUAAAUUCGGCUUUUCUAUUUACUGGUCUCAACUUACCGUUGAGAGAUGGGGGAAAAAAAUGAAAUUUGGUUGUGCAUCAGCAGUUUCUGUUAAAGCAGUCACUCAAUUAUCCCAUGGUAAGUUAGUCAUGGUCGAAUUACAGAUGGGGGGGCCCCAUUUAUAUAUUUAGUUACUCAGAUAAAUUAACUGCAAAUACUCCUCUCCGCCCCCUGGCAAAAUGUGUAGAAUUGCAGCACACUUGCUUUAAAACUGACAUUUUCUUUGUGGCAAACUGCAGAACAUGUUCUCCCAAACAUACUUUUCUUCUCUCUGCUGUCAAGGGGGGCCGUUUAAAAAAAUAUUUUUCUCUCAAGGUCACUGCAUGUGUGUUUAUGGAUGUGGGUACUCAGACCCUCAAGCUACUGGAGCCCCUCAUGAUGGGUUAAGAUUUUGUGGCCCCCACCCUUAUCAACGUUGCCUAUCCUUGGUUUAAGUUGUGAGAGAAAUAUCAGUAAAGCCAUACUUGUGUAGAUAUUUCAGUAUUGACUAGGGCUCUGCUGGUGCUUUUACACAGUCCACAUUGACCCUGUAUUUUAUACGCAUGUCCAAAGUGUUGGGAGGCCAUACCCUCAAAUAUUUGAGAGAAUUGAAAGUAGGAUUUUGGUUGUCUAUGCUUAUACUCCCACGAUGCAGCUUGCUGACAAGAUAUGGCUUCAUAGGUUGACUUUGUUUUGUCUGAUUUAAUGUUUUCAAUCAAUAUUUAACUUGAUGUGUCACAACCAAUUCUAAAAUUGUCUGCGUCGGUGCCAAGGUUAUGCACCAGAAUGUUGUGUGUUUUUUGCUAUUCCCUUUUCUUCCUUUGCAAUCUUUGCUAACCUUAUAUUUAUCAUGUUGUGCACUGUGGGUAGAAACUUCUGAGCUGUCGAGACUACCGAACAAAAAAGCCUUUAAUAUUGUUUGUAUUUAUGUCAAUGUUUUAUUUUUGUGUCCAGGUUUGAAAUGGUUACAGUUAAACAGGGGGUGUGGAUCUGCAGGUAUUGGUAUAGUAUACCACCAUUCUAUUGUAAUGGGAAACUUUGACAGUUGAGAUUAUUGCAAAUCCUUUUUUGUAUGUGCAGAUUUCUAUUCUCAUUUUAGUAUAGCUAGCUCUACACUAAGUUGAAAGCUUAUUCUCAGUUCAAGUUUUAAGCAUGUGCUUUGAGGACUGAAGAUGCUACUUACUCUUGUGAUUUUACAGUGAUGUUUUGGGGAGGAUAAUAUGCCUUAUCUACCCAUUUAAUUAGUGCACAAAAUGUUAAUUAUUCUCCAAAUGUUGACAGGUCUAUCAUAUCCCCUGAUCUGUCCUGUCUAAAUGCCAGUCUUUCAUUUGAACAACAAGCACUCCAAAGAUUCAUUGAAUGUACUGGUAUUUCUAAAAUGACAAAUAAAUGCCAGCUUUAACCAAAA